Pteropus alecto (black flying fox) is the source of this 2766-nucleotide messenger RNA. It is a transcript of the gene TTC16, whose product is annotated as tetratricopeptide repeat domain 16. NCBI's taxonomy places the organism in Eukaryota, Metazoa, Chordata, Mammalia, Chiroptera, Pteropodidae. The transcript is spliced from 15 exons. The coding region runs from base 119 to 2749 and encodes 876 amino acids. The record is from RefSeq and is a predicted model, not a curated record. Gene Ontology annotation, molecular function: protein binding.
CGUGGCCAGAGGGGCGGAGCCUGUGGGCGUCGUGGAGAUGCUGCCUAGCAACGUCAAGGAAGGAUGAGAGUCGCGAGGGAGCCAACUCAGACCUGGAGAUCCACCUGGAAGGGGCCUUAUGACAGACUCCAGAGAAGUGCUGGAGGAGGAUCCUCUUUACCAGACUCCCUCACAGCACAUCCCAAAGCCAUGGGUGACUCCAGCCCCAAAGGAGACCCUACAGCGCAUCUUUGGGACCAGCCAGGUGUUCUGGACCACUGAUGAUAUAGGACCAGAGGUCACUGGGUCAACAGUACCCCGCAAAGUCAGGGAGUACUACCAGCAAGGCCAUCAGUGCUUGGAGAAAGAAGACUGGGAGUUGGCUGUGCUGUUCUUCUCCCGCGCCCUCCACCUGGACUCCCAGCUGGUAGACUUCUACGCCUUAAGAGCCGAAGCCUACAUCCAGCUCUGCGACUUCUCCUCGGCUGUCCAGAACCUGCGCAGGGCCUACUCCUUCCAGCCAGAGAACACCAAAUACCUGGAGCGGCUCACCUUUGUGCUUUACCUGCAGGGCCAGUGCCUGUUUGAGCAGUGUGCCUUUCAGGAUGCCCUGAACAUCUUCUUGCAAGCCUGUGAGCUCCAGCCCGAGAAAUCCUGCUUCCGUUACCGAUGCAUGACCUGUCUCCUGGCCCUCAAGCAGCAUCGCGACUGCCUCUCACUUGUCACUAAGGAGGUGAACCGUGGCACAACCAAUGCCGAUGUCUACAUGCUCCGGGCCAGGCUCUAUAACUUCUUCCAGAAGCCCAAGCUCUGCUAUCAAGACCUGCACAGCGCCUUGCUACUGGAUCCCAAGCAUGCACAGGCCAAGGUGCUGCUCAAGGUGAUGGUGGACCAGGCCCAGAAGUCACGCCAAGAUGCGGGGAUCCUAGCCGUGCAGGGCAAGCCUCAGCAUGCGCUACACUGUAUCAACUGUGCCAUUGAAAACAACCCUCUGGACCCCAGCCUCUUCCUCUUCCGGGGCACCAUGUACCGACGGCUCCGGGAGUUUGAUGCCGCCGUGGAGGACCUCCUGAAGGCUCUGGACAUGAUGACCGAGUGCCAGGAGGACAUGGUGCAGCAGGCGCAGCGCCAGCUGCUGCUGACCUACAACGACUUCGCCGUGCACUGCUACACGCAGGGCGCCUACCAGGAGAGCGUGCUGCUGCUCAACAAGGUGCUCAAGGACGAGCAGCAGGAGAAGGGUCUGUACAUCAACCGCGGCGAUUGCUUCUUCCAGCUGGGCAACCUGAUCUUUGCCGAGGCGGACUACCAGCAGGCGCUGGAGCUGAACCCGCAGGACGAGGGCGCCAACAUGCGCAUGGGCCUGCUGCAGGAGAUAUUGGGGUUUUGCCAGCAGAAGAGCAAGCAGUUCCAGAAGGCGGAGAGCCACUUCUCAACGGCCAUCCGACACAAUCCCCAGGGAGCCCAGUACUACAUACACCGUGCCAGGUGCCGGGAGCUCAUGCAGAACAUUUUUGGGGCCCGCCAAGAUGUGGCCACUGCCCUGCUCCUCAACCCUAAGCAACCCAAGCAAUUGCUCCGGCUGAUGGCUGACCUCUUCCCGGGCAUGUCAGUGGAGGAGAUACUUAGCAGCCAGAUGGCCCAACUGGCCAAGCUGGAGCUGAGUCGGGUGGUGGAGAACAGCCUGCAGGACAGCACCCCUCGAGGCAUCAUGGGGCAGCUCAGGAAGUGGGAACUAGAGCGCCAGAAAGCCCAGGUCCUGCAGGAGUCCUAUAAGCUGGAGCAGCCUCCAUUUGAGACCUCUGAGCAGCUGGACGCCACCACCCAGACCCUGCAGGCAGAACCAGAACACCCAGAGGAGGCCAAGGGCCCUGAGGAAGAGGAGGAGGAGGAGGAGAAGGAGGAGAAGCCGGAGCCCGCUCUUAGAAAGCUGACGUCCCUGUCUGACAGCUACCUCGACCAGACCUCUUCGGGCUCCAUCUUCGGCUUCAGGACCCUGUCAACCUCGGAGACAGAGACGUCCACUGCCCCCCAGGAAUACAGGAGCACCUCGGUCACCACUGUGACAUUCUCCGAUUCCUCACUCCUGAAGACUCAGUCCUCAGACUUGGGGAACAACAGGGACCUAAGCCUGAGCCAUGGCCCCAGAAAAGCCAAGGCUGCCUGGGGCCAGAGCCAGAGGUCCAGCAAGACGGAGGCCGCCCAGGGCCAGAGCCAGAGGUCCAGCAAGACGGAGGCCACCCAGGGCCAGAGCCGGAGGUCCAGCAAGACGGAGGCCACCCAGGGCCAGAGCCGGAGGUCCAGCAAGACGGAGGCCACCCAGGGCCAGAGCCAGAGGUCCAGCAAGACGGAGGCCAUGGAGAGCCAGAGCCAGAAGCCCAGCAAGACUGAGGCCAUCCACACCCCAAGGCAAAAGACCAACAAGACUAAGGCUACCCAGGGCCCAAGGCAGAGGCUCAGAAAGGCCCGGGUUGCUCAUGGUCGGAGCUGGGGACCCAGCAAGGCUAAUGCCACCCAGGGCCACAGCUGGGGACUGAUGCGAAGUUCCAGUAAGACCAAGACUUUCUAUGACCCAAGCUGGAACCCUAGUAACACUGAGGCCACUCAGGGGCAGUGCCAAAGUCCCAAAAAGAUGGAGGAUCCCCAGAGCUGGACUCAGAGCAUGAGCCUAGGUUCCAGCGAGACUGAGGUCACGACGGGCCUGAACCAGAACCCCAGCCAAAUCCAGGCUGACCAGAACCCCAGUCCUGGCAGUUACACUGCUCUCUGAAGGGGCCCCUGAGCCCC